Molecule: messenger RNA, 996 nt
Organism: Daldinia childiae
Lineage: Eukaryota; Fungi; Ascomycota; Sordariomycetes; Xylariales; Hypoxylaceae
Product: NADH-cytochrome b5 reductase 2
Exons: 3
Coding region: 1-996 (331 amino acids)
Biological process (GO): ergosterol biosynthetic process
Molecular function (GO): cytochrome-b5 reductase activity, acting on NAD(P)H
Source: RefSeq, a predicted model, not a curated record
AUGUUCGCCAGAUCAGCUUUUCGCGCGGCUCAGCCGCUGAAGCGGAAUCUCCUCUCGCGCACAUAUGCCACCGAGCCCGCCAAGAGCGGUUCUUCUAACACCCUCCUCUACACAUUGGGCGCUGCUGGUGCCGCAGGUGCCGGCUACUGGUACUACUCGGGGCAGAGCGCCGGUUCGGCCGUGGCCAAGGCUAAGGAUGUCGCAAGCGGGCCGCCCAAGAAGGCUUUCCUCGGCGGCGACCAGGGCUUUAUUUCCCUGCUGCUGAAGGACGUUCAGAUCAUCAACCACAACACUAAGAAAUUCAUCUUCAAACUGCCUGAAGACGACCAGGUCUCGGGUAUGGUAGUGGCUAGCGCCCUGCUUACGAAGUACCAGCAAGAAGGACAGAAGCCUGUCGUACGGCCAUACACUCCUACGAGCGAUGAGGAUGACAAGGGCUACAUCGAGCUAAUCGUGAAGAAGUACCCCAACGGCCCCAUGUCAACGCACAUGCACGACAUGGUGCCCGGGCAGCGCCUGGAUUUCAAGGGCCCGCUACCCAAGUACCCGUGGACCCCGAAUAAGCACGAUCACAUCGCGCUAGUCGCCGGUGGCACGGGCAUUACACCUAUGUACCAGUUAGCCCGCGCUAUCUUCAAGAACCCUGACGACAAGACCAAGGUCACGCUCAUCUUUGGCAACGUCUCCGAGGAGGACAUAUUGCUCAAGCACGAGUUCGCCGAGCUCGAGAACACGUAUCCCAACCGCUUCCGCGCUUUCUACGUCCUGGAUAACCCUCCUAAAGAAUGGGUUGGCGGUAAGGGAUUCAUCACCAAGGAUCUCCUGAAGACUGUCCUACCUGAGCCUAAGAGCGAGAACAUCAAGGUGUUCGUGUGCGGUCCUCCGGGUCUAUACAAGGCUGUUUCCGGUACGAAGGUCAGCCCGACGGAUCAGGGCGAGCUGUCUGGUAUCCUCAAGGAGCUGGGUUACUCCAAGGACCAGGUUUACAAGUUCUAA